AUGCCGUCUCUCUUCAAGUACGCCGCCGUGGCGCUGGCUGCGGCUGCUCCUUUCGCCUCGGCUCAGACAUACACCGACUGCAACCCGCUGCAGAAGACUUGCCCUGCUGAUGCCGGUACCACCGAGUCCAAGCUGAACUUUGACUUUACUCAGAGCUCUGGUCUGAACAAGUGGAAGACCGUUGCUGGCUCUGUCAGCACUGGCUCCAACGGUGCUGUCUUCACCGUUGCCAAGAAGGGUGAUGCCCCCACCAUCGAGACCGACUUCUACAUCUUUUACGGUGAGAUCUCGGUCACCAUGCAGGCUGCUCCCGGCACUGGUAUUGUCAGCUCCAUUGUCUUUGAGUCUGAUGACCUGGAUGAGAUUGACUGGGAGGCUCUCGGCGGCAACACUGCCCAGAUCGAGACCAACUACUUCGGCAAGGGUGAUACUACUACCUAUAACCGCGACACUUGGCCUGCCGUCGCCAACCCCCAGUCUACCUUCCACACCUACACGGUGAACUGGCAGAAGGACAAGACCGUCUGGUCCAUUGACGGUACCCCCGUCCGUACCCUGAACUACGCCGAUGCUCAGGGCGGCGCUCGCUACCCCCAGACCCCCAUGCGUGUGCGCAUCGGUAUCUGGGCUGGUGGUGACCCCUCCAACGGCCAGGGUACCAUUGACUGGGCUGGUGGCAAGACCGAUUACUCCCAGGCUCCCUUCUCCAUGUACGUCAAGUCGGUGUCGAUCACCAACGCCAACCCGGCCGACUCGUACACCUACAGCGACACCUCGGGCUCCUCCGACAGCAUCAAGCUCAGUGGUGCCGGUUCCCUCAGCCAGACUUCCAGCUCGUCCAGCUCUUCCAGCUCUACCAGCUCUACCAGCUCUACCAGCUCUACCAGCUCGACUAGCUCGACUAGCUCCUCCACCAGCUCCCAGUCUACUGAGAGCUCCACCACUGCUCACACCACUCUGGCCACCACCACCCACACUUCCACGGCCAAGACUACCACUGCUGGCUCCACCACUGCCUCAUCUACGGGUGCCACCACCUCCGGCUCUGCCUCGGGUUCUGGCUCUUCCACCACCCCCUCGGGCUCUUCCACUCAGUCUGGUUCUUCCUCGAGCACCGGCUCCGGCUCGGGUACCACCUCGGGCUCGGGCUCGGGCUCUGCUUCUGGCACUGCUCCCAAGGCUAGCGCUACUUUCAACGCUGCCGCCAACGUGGUUGCCAACUACCUCGCCCCCAUCUCCCUCCUGGGCCUGGUAACUGCAUUCUUCCAGCUGUAA
Molecule: messenger RNA, 1275 nt
Organism: Penicillium subrubescens
Lineage: Eukaryota; Fungi; Ascomycota; Eurotiomycetes; Eurotiales; Aspergillaceae
Product: glycoside hydrolase family 16 protein
Exons: 1
Coding region: 1-1275 (424 amino acids)
Biological process (GO): carbohydrate metabolic process; fungal-type cell wall organization
Cellular component (GO): fungal-type cell wall
Molecular function (GO): glycosyltransferase activity; hydrolase activity, hydrolyzing O-glycosyl compounds
Source: RefSeq, a predicted model, not a curated record